CACCCUGCCACACUCAGCUCCCUGACCCACCUUGAACAUUCACCAUUGCACACUCUCUGGCACACUUCUUUCACCCUCAGCUUCUGCCACCUCUCCCUGGGCGAUAUUGCCAGCCUCUCCCUAAUCCUAGAGCUGCAGUCUUGUUCUGUCGCUCACCCCAAACCUACUAUGUCCCUGGGGCCACUGAAAUUCCAGGCAGUGGGCGAAGAAGAUGAGGAAGAUGAGGAGGAAGAGAGCCUGGAUUCCGUGAAGGCGCUGACGGCUAAGCUGCAGCUGCAAACACGAAGGCCCUCAUAUCUGGAGUGGAAGGCCCAGGUCCAGAGCCAGGCCUGGCGUAGGGCCCAAGCUGGACCUGGGCCGGGAGAACCUGGGGCCAUCUGCGGCUUCGAUUCCAUGGACUCUGCCCUUCAGUGGCUCCGACGGGAACUGCGCGAGAUGCAGGCUCAGGACCGGCAGCUGGCAGGGCAGCUGCUUCGCCUGCGGGCCCAGCUGCAUCGGCUGAAGGUGGACCAAGCCUGUCAUCUGCACCAAGAGCUGCUGGAUGAAGCCGAGCUGGAGCUGGAACUGGAGCUGGGGGCUGGCCUGGCCCUGGCCCCGCCGCUGCGGCACCUGGGCCUCACACGCAUGAACAUCAGCGCCCGACGCUUCACCCUCUGCUGAGGGGAACCUGCAUGCCUACUGAGCCCCCCCCCCUGCUACCCUUUUCCCCUGCCCGCCUGGAAAGGGGGAAGCAAGGUGUGCCCCAGAGGCACCAGCACCUGGCAGGAGUGGGGGUUGAUGGGUAUACUCAGCUCUGGGAGCAUAAAGCCCCAGCAUCCUGUUCCUGCUGCUGCCCCAGCUGUGUGUGUGACGGGGGCUCACAGACCCCCAGGCUCCUCA
Molecule: messenger RNA, 879 nt
Organism: Molossus molossus (Pallas's mastiff bat)
Lineage: Eukaryota; Metazoa; Chordata; Mammalia; Chiroptera; Molossidae
Gene: FAM167B
Product: family with sequence similarity 167 member B
Exons: 2
Coding region: 169-660 (163 amino acids)
Source: RefSeq, a predicted model, not a curated record